Molecule: messenger RNA, 2418 nt
Organism: Cylas formicarius (sweet potato weevil)
Lineage: Eukaryota; Metazoa; Arthropoda; Insecta; Coleoptera; Brentidae
Product: N-acetylgalactosaminyltransferase 6-like
Exons: 10
Coding region: 186-1955 (589 amino acids)
Cellular component (GO): Golgi apparatus
Source: RefSeq, a predicted model, not a curated record
AACUUGUUUAUUUUUCAUUGGAGUAAUUAUUUUAUCGUACAUCGUCAGCUGCACCUAAAUGCGAAUGUUUCGUAAUUUUUUUAAACCGUUUUAUCAACUGUAUUUCAUUGUGCGCGGAGCGUGUGUGCUGGAUAGGUGACGGUGCUCCGAAGUGAGGUUAUGUGGCCCCGUUUGGAAAACUCAGUAUGAAAAGGAAUUUAAAAACUCUUUUAAAGUUUUGCCUUCUGUCCGCAAUCACCGUUGUCUUUACGGUUCUCAUUUUUCGGAUAUUUGAGAGUUCAAACCACCCACAGAAUUUGCAGGGUUUCCAUAAGAAGCGAUCAAAUAAUGUUGUCGUGUACAACGAAAAAAUUGACUGGCAUGACUACGAAGCUAUCAAAAAAGAUCUAUCUCGCACAGGGGUGGGCGAGCAUGGAAAACCCGCUUAUUUGACAUCCGAUGACCAUGACAUCUACGAUCAAUUAUUUAAAGUUAACGGUUUCAACGCCGCCCUUAGCGAUAAGAUAGCGGUAGAUAGAUCCGUUCCAGACAUACGUCAUAAAGCAUGUCACAAUAAAAAAUACCUCAAGGAUCUACCCACGGUCAGCGUUAUUGUACCUUUUCAUAAUGAACAUUGGACCACCUUGUUGCGAACGGCCACUAGCGUUAUUAAUCGAUCUCCACCGCACCUCUUAAAGGAAAUAAUCCUGGUCGACGACUGUAGUACGAAAGAAUUUAGCAGAAAACCGCUGGACGAUUACUUAAAAGCCAACAUGACAAAGGUCAAAGCGCUUCACCUACCGGAGAGAAGCGGUUUAAUAAGGGCCCGUUUGGCCGGAGCCAGGAUCGCAACAGGGGAUGUUUUAAUCUUCCUAGACUCCCAUACAGAGUGCAAUGUCAACUGGCUCCCUCCCUUAUUGGAACCCAUCGCGCAAGAUUAUAAAGUAUGCGUCUGUCCGUUUAUCGAUGUCAUUCAAUAUGAAACGUUCGAGUAUAGGGCUCAAGACGAGGGCGCGAGAGGCGCGUUCGAUUGGGAAUUUUACUACAAAAGGCUUCCUCUUCUACCGGAGGACCUCAAACAUCCCGCCGAGCCGUUCAAAAGUCCCGUAAUGGCCGGCGGUCUGUUCGCGAUAAGUAGCAGGUUUUUCUGGGAACUCGGCGGCUACGACGAAGGCCUUGACAUAUGGGGCGGCGAACAGUACGAGUUGAGUUUUAAAAUUUGGCAGUGCGGCGGUCAAAUGUACGACGCCCCUUGCUCUAGGGUGGGCCAUAUUUAUCGGAAAUACGCCCCGUUUCCGAAUCCCGGCAAAGGGGAUUUCGUCGGUCGGAACUACAAGAGAGUGGCGGAAGUUUGGAUGGACGAGUACGCUCAGUACUUGUACAUGAGACGUCCCCAUUACAGGGCUAUCGAUCCUGGAGAUUUGACGAAGCAAAAAGAGCUGAGGCAACGGUUACAGUGUAAACCAUUCAAGUGGUUCAUAGAAACGAUUGCGUUCGAUUUGCCGUUAAAGUAUCCGCCGAUAGAACCCGGCGAUUUCGGCGUAGGAGAGAUCCGGAAUUUGGCGGCGCCAGACUUGUGCGUCGACUCGGGCUUCAGGGAGAGGGACCAGGUGGUGGGCGUGGCUCGGUGUUCGAGGAGCAGCGGCAAAAGGGCCGAGCAAAAUUUCACUCUUACGUGGCACAAGGAUAUCCGGGUCAAGGGCAAAACGCUUUGCUUCGACGUGUCCGAUCCCAAUGACAAGGCUGACGUCACCUUGUAUCCUUGCCACGGCCAAAAAGGGAAUCAGUAUUGGAAGUACGACGUGGAAAAGCAGUGGUUCUUACACGGGGGAAACCCUCGGUGCUUGGACUGCGACCCCGGUCGGAACGCACUAUACGUGACCACCUGCGACGAUUCUUCGAAAACGCAAAAAUGGAGAUUCGAGAGCGUCAACUUAACAAUGCUCGCUGACUGGGACAACAUCGGUAUCCAAUAAAGGCCGGGAGAAUAAUUUCGACCUAAUUUCGUUAAGUCGAGUGCUACUUUUGGUACCAAUACUUCCAUUGUGCAAUAACGAAGUCUUGCGUAAUUUAUAAUUAAGUUGAUAGGGCCUCAGUGAUUUAAGGGUAUUAAAUAUAUUAUACACAAAAAUUGACUUCCAAUCAUAUCAUAGGGGAUACUAUACAUUAAGGUAUGUAAUUAAAAAUGAUGGUAGUAUUAGUCACAGAUUUUAGUUUAUUUAUUGGAAAUUUAUAUGUACUUAAAAUUUUGUGAUUAAGCAUAUUUAUUUUGGUGGGUAAAUCUUGAAAAUAUUUCUGAAAAAUCCGCACAAGAGCGUUUAAUUAGUUGUUAUUAUUAGUCACAUUCUUGCCAAUUGAUUGAAAUUUAUGUGAUAGCGAGAGGCAUUCCCGAAACUAACUUGUACUAUGCCAUUGGAAAUAAAGUGCAAAAAAGCUGUG